AUUCACUGUUUCAGCCCGCAUUUUAUCGUCAACUUUAUUAGUCUAUCACUUCGAAUUCGAGCAAAUUGCAUGUAAGUUUCUCAAAAAAUAAAAUUUUCUAUUAUCCUGCAAUAAUUGUGGUUAGUUGAUUUAAUAAAAAUAUAUUGAAGAAAGUGAAUUAAAGUGCGAGAUAUAUCAAUUAAUAUGAUGUUCAGGUGUCUACGAUCAAAGUUCAAUUUUUUGGAACUGAAUUUGUUUCCUGCUUCACACCGUCAUUACAUUAAACCGUUUGCAGUAGUCAUGGCCCAAAAAAUUAAAGUCGAUAAUCCAGUUGUAGAUGUUCUUGGAGAUGAAAUGACAAGAAUUAUUUGGGAUAGUAUUAAAGAUAAAUUAAUUCUUCCAUUCCUUGACCUUGAACUUAAGACUUUCGAUUUGGGGAUUGAAUAUCGUGACCAAACAAACGAUCAAGUUACUGUUGACUGUGCCAACGCGAUCAAACAAUAUAAUGUCGGAAUCAAGUGUGCAACAAUUACACCGGAUGAGGCAAGAGUUAAGGAAUUUAAUUUGAAGCAAAUGUGGAAGUCUCCAAAUGGAACAAUAAGAAAUAUCCUAGGAGGAACUGUCUUUAGAGAAGCCAUUAUUUGUAAAAACAUCCCACGUUUAGUUCCUGGAUGGGAAAAACCUAUUGUAAUAGGACGCCAUGCGCACGGAGAUCAAUAUAAAGCUACAGAUUUUGUAGUCCAAAGCCCAGGAACUUUAAAAAUGAUAUUCACACCUGCUGAUGGUAGUGCACCUCAGGAAUUUACCGUUAAUGAAUAUAAAGGACCAGGUGUAGCAAUGGGAAUGUACAAUACAGAAGAGUCAAUCAGAGAUUUUGCUCAUUCCUCUUUCAAAUACGCUUUGGAUCGUAAAAUGCCGCUAUAUUUGAGUACCAAAAAUACCAUUUUGAAAAAGUAUGACGGAUUCUUUAAAGACAUUUUCCAAGAAAUUUAUGAUUCAGACUACAAAGCUGAUUUUGAAAAGAUUGGUCAGUGGUAUGAACAUCGUUUAAUUGAUGACAUGGUUGCAUAUUGCAUGAAGAGCGAAGGUGGCUAUGUUUGGGCCUGCAAAAAUUACGAUGGUGAUGUUCAAUCUGAUACCGUUGCUCAAGGCUAUGGAUCAUUAGGUCUUAUGACUUCCGUCCUCGUCUGUCCAGAUGGAAAAACAGUUGAAGCUGAAGCUGCUCACGGAACUGUCACACGUCACUACCGCCAAUAUCAACUGGGCAAGGAAACAAGUACUAAUUCAAUUGCCUCAAUUUUCGCAUGGACUCGAGGUUUGUUACAUCGUGCUGCACUUGACAAUAAUACUGAAUUGAAGAAAUUCUGCGAAACAUUGGAAAAAGUUUGCGUCGAUACAAUUGAAAGUGGCUCCAUGACAAAGGAUUUGGCAAUUUGUGUUAAAGGCUCAAUGAGCGCCGUAAAGCCUGGCGAUUAUUUGGAAACAUUUGCAUUUUUGGAUAAACUUGCUGAGAACUUGCAAAAAGCUCUCGCAUGACUCAAUUAUACACAUAAAGGUGAAGGGUUCCUGUUGACGAAAUCUCGCCUAUAAAUUUCUACUUGCAUAUUCCUUUUAUAUACUCGGGUAUUUAAUGGCUCAUAAUUUAACAUUUGGUGGAUGUAUUGAAAUUUUUGAAAACUAGAAUAAAAGAGAUGCCAAUUUUCAUUUUUUCUCAUUUA
This is a messenger RNA of Chironomus riparius, 1697 nucleotides long. The record is from the annotation of a GenBank genome assembly. NCBI's taxonomy places the organism in Eukaryota, Metazoa, Arthropoda, Insecta, Diptera, Chironomidae.